Messenger RNA from Indicator indicator, 717 nucleotides. It is a transcript of the gene DOLPP1, whose product is annotated as dolichyldiphosphatase 1. The transcript is spliced from 8 exons. Gene Ontology annotation, biological process: protein N-linked glycosylation; lipid biosynthetic process. The record is from RefSeq and is a predicted model, not a curated record. NCBI's taxonomy places the organism in Eukaryota, Metazoa, Chordata, Aves, Piciformes, Indicatoridae. Bases 1 to 717 code for a protein of 238 amino acids. Gene Ontology annotation, cellular component: endoplasmic reticulum membrane; intracellular membrane-bounded organelle. Gene Ontology annotation, molecular function: dolichyldiphosphatase activity.
AUGGCCGCAGUCGGGGAGUGCUCGCUGCCCGCGCCGUGGCGGCCGCUCUCCUUCACUCACGUCGAGUACCCCGCAGGUGACCUCUCUGGCCAGCUCCUAGCCUAUGUCAGCCUGGGGCCAAUAUUCAUCAUUGUUGGUUUUGUGACUCUCAUCAUAUUCAAGAGGGAGCUCCACACGAUCUCCUUCCUGGGGGGCCUGGCCUUCAACGAGGGAGUCAACUGGCUGAUCAAGAAUGUCAUCAGGGAGCCACGGCCCUGCCAAGAAGCUCAUUCAGCAGUGGGCACCAAGUACGGGAUGCCUUCCAGCCACUCCCAGUUCAUGUGGUUCUUCUCUGUCUAUUCCUUUCUCUUCCUUUAUUUAAGGAUGCACCAGACCACCAACGCGCGCUUCCUGGACCUGCUCUGGCGGCACCUGCUGACCCUGGGCCUGCUCACUGCUGCCCUGCUGGUCUCCUACAGUAGGGUUUAUUUGCUUUACCACACCUGGAGCCAAGUCCUAUAUGGAGGUGUGGCAGGAAGCAUCAUGGCCAUAGCCUGGUUUGCCUUCACACAAGAGAUCCUAACCCCUCUCUUCCCAAGGAUAGCUGCAUGGCCAAUUUCAGAGUUCUUUCUAAUCCGAGACACCAGCCUCAUCCCCAACAUCCUGUGGUUUGAGUACACAGUGACCAGAGCAGAGGCCAGGAACAGACAGCGCAAGCUGGGCACCAAGCUGCAGUGA